Molecule: messenger RNA, 1233 nt
Organism: Prunus armeniaca (apricot)
Lineage: Eukaryota; Viridiplantae; Streptophyta; Magnoliopsida; Rosales; Rosaceae
Source: the annotation of a GenBank genome assembly
AUGGUGCCAACUAAGGUCGCUGCUGAAAAUUCGCCAUCUCUGGUGCUGCCGCUUGAAGUGGUGGUGAGAGAAUAUGACAAAGAAAUAGAUAAGGCGGCGGUGGAGGAGAUGGAGAGGCGGUGUGAGCUUGGGCAGCGGGGAAAACCUUCUCUAGUCACUGAUCUCAUGGGUGACCCUAUAUGUCGCAUUCGCCAUUUACCAACACACGUUAUGCUGGUUGCAGAGUAUGGAGAAAAUGAGAUUGUGGGUGUCAUAAGAGGUUGUGUAAAAGAGGCCACAAGAGGAAAUUCAGUUUUUGUAAAGCUGGCUUAUAUUUUGGGACUAAGGGUCUCUCCCACGCACUGGAGGCUAGGCAUUGGCACGAAACUAGUGAGACAUUUAGAAGAAUGGUGCAAGGAAAAGGGAGCCGAGUAUGCAUAUAUGGCCACAGACUGCACCAACGAGGCCUCAAUCAAUCUGUUCACUAUAAAAUGUGCAUACAAAAAGUUUCGUACACCCACCAUUUUGGUCCAACCAGUCCACGCUCACUACAAGCCAAUAUCUUCAUCAGCCAAUAAUAAUAUUGCAAUUGUUCAGCUCCCCACAACCCUAGCAGCCUCAAUCUACCGCCAACUCUUUUCCCAAUCAUCAGAAUUCUUCCCCAAAGACAUAGACGCCAUUUUAGCCUGCAACCUCAGCUUGGGCACUUUCAUGGCCCUACCAGAGAAGUCCCUCGCAAAAUGGGACCCACAAAAGUGGACCCUAACCCCAAACUUUGCCAUUCUUAGUGUUUGGAACACCAAAGAAGUGUUCAGGUUACAAGUGAAGGGAGUUUCAAGCCUAACAUAUGCAUGCUGUGUAGGUACAAGGCUUGUAGAUGCAUGGCUUCCAUGGCUCAGAUUGCCUUCGUUUCCUAAUUUCUUUAAGCAAUUUGGGGUUUAUUUCAUGUAUGGUCUGCACAUGGAAGGGGAGCAUGGAAAUCGGCUGAUGAAGGGUUUGUGCAACUUCGUGCAUAACAUGGCUAGGGAUGAUCGUGGAUGUGCUGCUGUGGUGGCUGAGGUGGGCCAGAGGGACCCAGUUAGAGAGUCGGUCCCACAUUGGAGAAAGUUUUCAUGGGCAGAAGACACGUGGUGCGUCAAGAAGCUUGAUGAAGCAAAGCAAGGAGGAGAGAGAUCAUCAUCAGAUCAGUUUGAUUGGACCAACACUCCAUCUUCUUCUUCGUCGCAUAUUUUUGUUGACCCUCGUGACUUUUAG